AUGACUUUCCUUAACUCUGCUUUGGGAUUGGUUGCCUUGUGGGAAGUGCCGUCUUUGGCUGCUGCUGCUGCUGCUGCUGCUCCACCCAACUGCUCUUCUAUGGCUGCCUCCUUUCUUCCACUUAGGAUUAAGUCUCCCCCAUCUCCCCCGGAGCUGUACUUACCUUCUUGCAAGUUGCUCCUAGGAGGAGGGCCCAAACCCCACCAAGAAGAAAGGCGGUUACUGCUGUGCCACCAGCUGCACCAUGGUCAAAGGGGGCGGGUGCUUCCAUCCUGCAGGCAGGGAGGUGGCACCCUUUUCACUGUCUGCCAUUGGGGGGCUUCUCUGGCAUGGGCAAUGGGGCUACGGUCUUGUCCAGGAAUCAGUGUUGGAAUAAGUUGA
Messenger RNA from Podarcis lilfordi (Lilford's wall lizard), 381 nucleotides. The record is from the annotation of a GenBank genome assembly. Lineage: Eukaryota; Metazoa; Chordata; Lepidosauria; Squamata; Lacertidae.